Meloidogyne enterolobii is the source of this 983-nucleotide messenger RNA. The record is from the annotation of a GenBank genome assembly. Lineage: Eukaryota; Metazoa; Nematoda; Chromadorea; Rhabditida; Meloidogynidae.
AUGCCUUUAAAGCCUUUAUCUGAUUUAGACCCAGUUGUUGUUACUUUUUGGUAUCGUGCACCUGAACUUUUGUUGUGUUCAAAACAUUAUACAAAGGGAAUUGAUAUAUGGGCAAUUGGUUGUAUUUUUGCUGAGCUGUUAACGUCUGAACCUAUUUUUGUUUGUCCUGAGGAAGAUAUAAAAUCUCAAACUCCUUAUCAUCCCGCGCAAUUGGACAAAAUAUUUUCUGUGAUGGGAUAUCCACAUCUUGAUGAAUGGCCUGAUAUAAAGAAAAUGCCAGGAUAUUCCAAACUUUAUGACGAUUUUGAAAAACCACGAAGAGAAGGAAAAUAUAAAGGAUCAUCACUAAAAAAACAUAUGGAAAAAUAUAGAAAUACAAGUGGAUUAACAGAAACACCAAUUUGGGAACAAGCAUUUUCUCUUUUGGAUAGAAUGUUAACUAUGGAUCCACAAAAAAGAAUAACUGCAGCUGAGGCUAAGGAACAUAGAUAUUUUAAGCUUGAACCAACACCUGCAAGUGAUGUUUUUGCUGGAUGUCUUAUACCCUAUCCAAGAAGGGAAUUUCUUAAAGACGAGCCAGAAGAUAGAAAUAGUGGGUCUAAACAACAGGCCCCAACUUUACCUGUAGUAGCUGUGCCUCCAACAGUUCCAGCACAUACACAUAAUCCUCCAACAAUGGAACCACCUGCUGCAAAGAAACUUAGACAACAACAACACCAAGUUAUUCAUUCUGGUGGAGGAACAAAUACUUCAAGUUUAACACAACAACAUCAGAUAAAGCAACAAAACCAGCAGCAACAACCUAUAAUGACAGGAAAUGGAAUGGUAAUAUUAGGUGGUGGAGGAACUGGUGGAGGGGGAGUUAUUCCCCAACAACCUCAACAGCAACAAAUGGUUGUUGAUCAUCAAUCACAGAUAAAUAUGGCACACGGUUUUUUUUUGAAAUUUCUAGUCUUAAAAAAAUUGCAGGACUGCAAAUGAAA